AUGGUUGCCACUUUGCCCGGCCAAAUAAAUUGGAAAUCAAUGUCCGAUGAGGAGGAUCUGAAGCCUUUUCGAUCGUCAACGAUUCUUUUGACCUUGCAUAAGUUCACGAUGGAUCAGGCAGUUCCCAAAAUCACUCGCGAAGGUAAUUCAAGGGAGGGGUUCUUUCAAAGUAUCGAAUACAAGGGAUGGCGCAUCAUCAGCAAAAAGGCAGCCAUAUGCAAUUCAGCCGAAAUGGACAGCAUUCAAACCGACAUUGGUAUCCCUCCGCCCGAAAUGGUGUUUGGAAAUAGCGAAGUUUUGUUGAAAAAUGAAGAUUUUGAGCUUUCCUUCAAGGCGUAUGACGCCUUGCGUAUGGUUGAUACCAGUUCCAACAGCAGUGAACACAUCAAGGUGGCCUAUGCGGACGACUGGAGUCGCAAAAGUGCUGCGAACCAUACGGAUGUGAAGGACGUGAUUAAGCCAUACGACUGGACUUAUUCUACCGAGUAUCAAGGCACAUGCGCUGCGUCAUUCACAGCAGCGGAAGAACCGAAAAUUGAUAUUGAGCGUCUUAAAAAGCCCGAACCCAUUCUUUUCUACGAUGAGAAUAUCCUGUACGAAGAUGAAUUGGCCGACAAUGGCACCGCCAUGCUUUCUAUUCGAUUGCGUGUCAUGCCGUCCUGCUUCCUUGUGCUGCAACGUUUCUUUCUGAGAGUCGAUGACGUGUUGUUUCGCAUCAACGAUACACGCAUUUACCAUGAAUUUGGCACCUCGUAUGUGGUACGAGAAUAUACAUCUAAAGAAGCCCCGUAUCAAUAUAUCAGAAAGAUCAUGGGCCAUGGCGAUGUUUCGCUACUGAAUGAUGCCAAUUGGAUCGGGUCAAAAUUACCUGAACCGCCCCAAACUUUCGUCCGAGAACAUGUGCGCUUGAAACGUUAA
Molecule: messenger RNA, 918 nt
Organism: Radiomyces spectabilis
Lineage: Eukaryota; Fungi; Mucoromycota; Mucoromycetes; Mucorales; Radiomycetaceae
Product: TIP41-like family-domain-containing protein
Exons: 5
Coding region: 1-918 (305 amino acids)
Biological process (GO): TOR signaling
Cellular component (GO): cytosol
Source: RefSeq, a predicted model, not a curated record